UAAUAGUAGUCUGGAUUAGAUCUACCUGUCUUUUUCUCCUCGUUCAAUAUAGUACUAAAUUGUAUAGUACGACGGGAACCAGACUACGUGUAAUAGUUCCUACCCGUGACGUCAUCGAAGCAUUGGAGGCCAAAAGACAAAAUGGAGAAGUUUAUGUGGAAUUUGGCAGUUCUUGUGUGUUUGGCUUUAUUUGGGCUCAGAGAUGCUUGGGCAGCAGGCUUUGAUGAAAUAUGUUCAGACUUUAUCACAUGUACUGGAUCUAAUGUGGAGUGCUCAUCCUCGACUAGUCUUUGUUCUUGUACAGCAGGUUAUUCAAAACAAAAUGGUGUCUGUGUAGCUGAUGGAACACUCGGAGGAUUCUGUUCAGAUACAACUGCCUGUUCUGGAACUAAUGUAAAAGCAUGUGUAACGGCUGAUGCAGUGUGUGUAUGUGAAGAUACUUUCACAGCAUAUAAUGGAAAAUGCGUUGCUGCAAAUGCACUAGGAGGAACCUGUUCUGUUGAUGGUAAUUGUACAAGUGAUUCUAAUCAAGCAUGUACAAAUGGGAUUUGUGCUUGUAAGAGUGGUUUUACAGAUACUUCAGGAACAUGUAAAGAAACAGGAAAGUUGGAGGCUGCUUGUUCAACUGAUGCCGACUGCAGCAAAGUAACUAAUGCAGUUUGUACAUCUGAUGUCUGUGCCUGUGGAACUGGGUAUACAGCAGAUUCUGGUGCAUGCAAAAUAACUGAUGGAACACUAGGAGGACUCUGUUCAGAUACAAUACCCUGUAAAGGAACUAAUGUAAAAGCAUGUGUACCUGCUGAUGCAGUGUGUGAAUGUGAAGAUACUUUCACAGCAUACAAUGGAGAAUGUGUUGCUGCAAAUGCACUAGGAGGAAGCUGUUCUGCUGAUGGUGAUUGUACAAGUGAUUCUAAUCAACAAUGUAACAAUCUCCAUUAUGGGAUUUGUGUUUGUAAGAGAGGUUUUACAGAUAUAUCAGGAACAUGUAAAGAAACAGGAAAGUUGGAGGCUGCUUGUUCAACUGAUGCCGACUGCAGCAAAGUAACUAAUGCAGUUUGUACAGCUAAUGUCUGUUCCUGUGGAACUAGGUACACCGCAGAUUCUGGUGCAUGCAAAAUAACUAAUGGAACACUAGGAGGACUCUGUUCAGAUACAAUACCCUGUAAAGGAACUAAUGUAAAAACAUGUGUACCUGCUGAUGCAGUGUGUGAAUGUGAAGAUACUUUCACAGCAUACAAUGGAGAAUGUGUUGCUGCAAAUGCACUAGGAGGAAGCUGUUCUGCUGAUGGUGAUUGUACAAGUGAUUCUAAUCAACAAUGUAACAAUCUCCAUUAUGGGAUUUGUGUUUGUAAGAGAGGUUUUACAGAUACAUCAGGAACAUGUAAAGAAACAGGAAAGUUGGAGGCUGCUUGUUCAAUUGAUGCUGACUGCAGCAAAGUAACUAAUGCAGUUUGUACAUCUGAUGUGUGUGCCUGUGGAACUGGGUAUACAGCAGAUUCUGGUACAUGCAAAAUAUCUGAUGGACUAUUAGGAGGGACGUGUACUGUAGACGGUGAUUGUAGUGGUGAUAAUCAGGCAUGCAGUGCAGAUAAAGUGUGUGUGUGUGCAGCCGACAAUACACUGUACAACGGUGCCUGUGUACAUGAUGGAACACUUGGAGGAUUAUGUUCAGUGUCAGUUGCAUGUGCUGCAAACUCUAAUCUAAAGUGUUCCAGUAGGGUUUGUGCAUGUAAAAAUGGAUAUACACCAAAUAGUGGCAGCUGUGUUGUCACCCCAGGAUUGCUAGGUGCUGCAUGUUCCUCUCAAGUCACAUGUUCUGGAUCUGAUCAAUCAUGUACAUCUAAUGUGUGUGUAUGUACAGGUCAACACACGGCAUAUAAGGGUGCCUGUGUAGACGAUGGAAAACUUGGAGGAGCCUGUGAAACAAAUGAUAAUUGUAAAGUGGCUCACACAGAGUGCAAUAGCAAAAUUUGUGUUUGUACAGCAGGAUACGAGGGGGUUGGCACUGCAUGUUUAACUGAAGGAACCCUCGGAACAGUAUGCAAAGAAGAUGGACAUUGUACAGUUAGUCAUUCAACAUGUGAUACAACUGAUGGAGUUUGUGAGUGUGUAAAGGGCCGUACUGCCUACAAUGAUGGUUGCUUUGUUGGAGGUGCUGCUGUCCCAGAAUUUAACCGGACAUUGUACUUGUUCCUUUCAGCACUGAUGCUGAUCUUAUGCAGCAUGUUUUAG
Molecule: messenger RNA, 2232 nt
Organism: Ruditapes philippinarum (Manila clam)
Lineage: Eukaryota; Metazoa; Mollusca; Bivalvia; Venerida; Veneridae
Product: cell death abnormality protein 1-like
Exons: 18
Coding region: 142-2232 (696 amino acids)
Source: RefSeq, a predicted model, not a curated record